This is a messenger RNA of Lolium rigidum, 610 nucleotides long. RefSeq lists its product as uncharacterized. The transcript has 4 exons. The record is from RefSeq and is a predicted model, not a curated record. The coding region runs from base 305 to 610 and encodes 101 amino acids. Lineage: Eukaryota; Viridiplantae; Streptophyta; Magnoliopsida; Poales; Poaceae.
UGUCGCUGGGAUCGCCGGAGCAUCCAGCCCCUACCCCUACCCCCUACCUGACGAGCGCCGCCCGAGAUCACGGCGGACGCGUCUCUGCCUCCUCGUCCACCUCGCCUCCUUCGAUCGCCUCGAGAUGGUUCUUCAUCUGCAAGAUCCCAACCCGAAUUUCUCUCCUCCGUGGCCCAGUCUGGUGUAACGCCCCCGCUCUCCUCGACAGCGGGAUCAGACCUCCAGCCUCAACAGUGGGAUCGGAGUGGGCGGCCACCGCCAUGCUCGCCUGCGGGAUUGGACACCAUCGCCUAAACACUGAAGUAUGCACACUACAAUGGCCUUGGGCAGUAAAUAUACCGGCACUCGCAUGAAAUGGGUCAGCUGUGAAGGCCAGACAUACAGUGGAUCUGCAGUUCAGAUGCCAGCGAUGGUGGGAACCAGGGACUCGUCUUCCAGAUUCCAGCAGCAGCUGGCGGUCGUGACGGCCGGUGCUCGGAUGCCCCAUCAUCAGAGCCAGUUUGGAUUCGAUGGUCAUGUCAGCCCGCAGCAUUACGCUGCUAUGGCGCAUCGUGUUGAUUCCUACGACUUGGCGGCUUAUCAUCUGGUACAAGGUGGAUUCACUCAGUAG